Naegleria gruberi is the source of this 1098-nucleotide messenger RNA. RefSeq lists its product as uncharacterized. Lineage: Eukaryota; Heterolobosea; Eutetramitea; Acrasida; Naegleriidae. The record is from RefSeq and is a predicted model, not a curated record. Bases 1 to 1098 code for a protein of 365 amino acids. The transcript has a single exon.
AUGAGGAUGAGGACAGAAUCUCUAUCUAAAUCACGAAAACGUGAUCAUUUGGUGAAACAUUUCAAAAAAAUGGUCAAACUAAACUAUUUGAUAUUUGCAGUUCUUAUUUGUUUGGCAAUUGUUGUUUCUCAAGUUAGAUGUGGUGGUCAAGAUUGUGAUCCUUCCAGGGUUGGUUCUGGAAUCCAUUCUCUUUAUGUUGAAGAUGAAGAAAUGCUGAACUCACUCAUGAAUAAGAAACAUAUUGUAAAGUUAACCAAAGCAGGAAGAAAGAAUGUUUACAGAAAGCUUACUCAAGGAAGAAGAAACAGCAAGAUGUUGAGAAGAUUGGUUAAAAGACAAGUAGCUCGUAAGAUUUCCCAUCGCAUGACAGAGAAGAGAGGAAGAAUUGGUCAAUCUGUCCAUAAUAAGGUUUCCAAUAACAACAAACAUGCUAAAAGAACAGUUUCCAACAAAAACAGAAUUCACAAAAGAACAGUUUCGAGCAAAAAAUUCCAUUCUGAAGGUGUUUCCUCACCAAGCAACACCAACAAGAUAGUCUCAGACGUUAAACCUCGUGAAACAAAAGAUAUUAGAAAGCCGAUUGAAAACGCCAACCCUGCUCCAAUCGACACCAAGACUCCAAAAAAUGUUGACAAAAUGACAGCUCAAGAAAUCAUCAACCAAUCAAUUGCAACAUUUGAUGGGUCUGUUGGACCUAGCAAUACUAAACUUUCAAACAGGCUUGUUAUAGGCAAGAAAGUUAUUCUCAGGGAACAAGAUGAAGAUUACAAAAGCAGAAAUGAACAACAAGAAGUGUUGGAACGAAUUGACCCUAGUUGUGUUGCUUGCCGAGUUGACUGUAUGAAAACCUAUUCUCAAGUUAGUGGAAGUGUUUUUGAAUCUUGCAAAUUCCAAUACUAUUACUAUGGAUGUAAAAAACAAAAAAAGUGUUUUAUGGCUACAACGACAUCAGAUGAGAUAAUUAAGGGCAUGCUUGGAAUUUGUUUGUUGAGAAAUGGAUGUAAAUUGAAGGCUGAAUGGAAUUCCUAUGGAGUAGAUGCCGCUGUUACUGGAAGAUUGCUUGGAAAACUUCGUGCAUCCAAUGAAAACCCAGAAUAA